Molecule: messenger RNA, 489 nt
Organism: Rotaria sordida
Lineage: Eukaryota; Metazoa; Rotifera; Eurotatoria; Philodinida; Philodinidae
Source: the annotation of a GenBank genome assembly
AUGUAUGCUCAAUUAUUUCUUAGUUUAACAAAAGCUCAACUUCAAGAAGAAUUUAAUCAUAUACAAUCACAUUUACCCGUACCAGAAUUAAUACCAAUUCAUUUAACACGACAACUUACACAAUUAAUGUCACAUAUUGGUAGAGCUGGUUUAUUUCGUGCAACAAUGAAUGCAUUAUGUCAAAAUUCGGAUUUAUUAGUUAGUACAAUGGAUGUAUUUAUUAAAGAACCAUUAAUGGAAUGGAUGGCAAAAAUAAAUAUACUUCGUUCGGAUGAUACCUAUGCAAAAGAUCGAAUUAAAAGUACACGAUUUAAACUUAAUGGAAUUAAUCCAACUCUUAUAAUUGGUUUUCUUCGUUCAUCAAAUUUAAAAGAAGCACGUCAUCAAAUGGAAAAAGUUGUUCGUGGUGAUAAAAUAGAUAGUAAACGUGCACAAAUUUUAUUAAAAUAUAAUUCAAAUCGUUAUCAUAAAUUAACUGUCGAUGAAUAA